This is a messenger RNA of Nylanderia fulva, 1605 nucleotides long. RefSeq names its product NAD-dependent methylenetetrahydrofolate dehydrogenase. Gene Ontology annotation, molecular function: methenyltetrahydrofolate cyclohydrolase activity; methylenetetrahydrofolate dehydrogenase (NAD+) activity; methylenetetrahydrofolate dehydrogenase (NADP+) activity. The record is from RefSeq and is a predicted model, not a curated record. Gene Ontology annotation, cellular component: mitochondrion. NCBI's taxonomy places the organism in Eukaryota, Metazoa, Arthropoda, Insecta, Hymenoptera, Formicidae. Gene Ontology annotation, biological process: tetrahydrofolate interconversion.
UGUUUGAUCGCGAACAUGUGUUUUGCGACUUCGUCGGAAUUUGAUUGGUUAUUUUUCCACAUGAUUUUUUCGAGUAAAAAAAGAGCGAGACUAGUCAGACAAGUAUUCUAAUCGCUGGCCUUUCACUCCCAAUCUUAAUCGAUUUCGUAAUACUUCGUAAAACGUCAGUAGUAUCGACCCCCAGCGAGCUGUAUUGUUUUUAUGACAGCUGUUUGUUCGAAUAACACUCUGGUAUUAUCGCAGACGAACGUAAUAACAGGGAUUGCACAAGCUUUAACCGGAAUUCCUCGGCAUAUCUUUGGCAGCAUGCAAUAAUAUGUAUCUCAGAAUAGUGAGUGAAUCCCUUGAAGCAACAUCUGCAAACCAUGUUCUCUCGAAGGAGCAUCUUCUCCAUCGUCUCGCAGAGCUUUGCGAGAAAGCUGCAUCUGUCAAAAAUCCGACAAGAAGCUGCGAUUAUAGAUGGAUCAAGAAUAGCGAAUGAGAUUCAAGAAGAGUUAAAAGCUGUUAUAAAUACUUGUGUAAAUGCUGGCAAAAAAAGGCCAAAACUAGUAGCAAUCUUAGUAGGAAAUCAUCCAUCUAGUAAAGCAUACAUUGGUAGAAAAAUGAAAGCUGCAAAAUUAGUAGGAAUUGAGAGUUAUACCAUUCAUUUGGGAGAAAACAUAACACAGACAGAACUUCUUACGGAAAUUGAUCAUCUUAACAAAGAUCCAUCAGUUGAUGGCGUUUUGGUACAAUUACCAUUGCCAAAGGGCAUGAAUGACAGAGAAGUAUGCCAAGCGAUAAUUCCUAAAAAAGAUGUAGAUGGUUUUCAUUUGGAAAAUCUUGGCAAUUUGACACUGGACAAAAGUAGUAUUGUACCAGCCACUGCCCUAGCUGUCAAGGAAUUAGUAGUUAGGAGUAAAAUUGAAACAUUUGGAAAAAACGCUGUGGUUGUUGGUAGAUCCAAACAUGUCGGACUUCCUAUUGCAUUGUUACUUCACGCAGAUGGCAAAGCUGAAACGGGUGCGCUGGAUAUGACAACAACAAUUUGCCAUAUUCACACUCCUCACACAGAACUAGAAAAGUUUACAAAGUUGGCGGAUUUAGUUGUGGUGGCAGCUGGAGUUCCCGGUUUGAUCACCAAGGAAAUGAUUAAACCAGGCGCUUGUGUAAUUGAUGUGGGAAUCACCAGAGUGAAGAAGGCAGACGGCAAUUAUUGCCUGGUGGGAGAUGUGGAUUACGAUGGUGUAAAGGAAGUCGCCGGACAUAUUACACCGGUUCCCGGUGGUGUGGGCCCUAUGACGGUGGCGAUGCUAAUGAAAAACACGGUCACGGCAGCCAUGAGAAAUCAAAAAGACGCGAAGCAGUCCGAUCGUUUAGAAGAUAGCAAAGCAUUUGUAUAUUGACACAGUAUAAUUUGUUAAUAGGUCUUUUAUUUGAUAAUUCAUAGAUACAUAGUUUGUGGUAUGCGAAUGAAGUAUUAUUUUUGUAAAGAAAAUUACAUAAAGCUGUUUUAUUCAUUUUAUGCAGUAUUAACAGGAAACAGAAGUACUAUGUAUAAUAGCUGACUAAAAAGAAUGUAUAAAAAAACGAAACCUGUUUACAUAUACAUUUUAUUAGAAAUAA